UAAUGUAUUUUUUAUUUGCAAUUCUUUUUUAUGGAGUUAUAGGCAUACAAUUUACUUUCCCAUUAAGAUCAAAGGAGUUGAAAUGCUUUGGAGAAAUUAUUGGUUAAAAUAGUUUGGUUGUUGGUUCUGUUUCAGCAAAUUCAAGUUAAUUUUCAUUAAAAAUACAUGUAUGAAAAAUAAUCAUAAACAAUAAGGUACCAUAAAAAAAGAAUGAUAACAUUUUACAGUAUGCUCAUAGUCUUGAAUUACAUAAAUUUUCAUUUACAACAAAUAACACUUAAGAAAAUUAUUAAUUUUGUAUACAUAACUUAGCAAAUGCUGGAAUUAGUUUUAAUUUUACAUUAGCUACAGGAAUGGAUGCAUAGGAUUUUUCUUUAGUAGCUUAAAAGGAAGACUUAAAACCAAUAGAAAUACACUUGAAGAAAUUGAAUGGAUUAAUAAAUUCAGUUGAAGUAAAUUAUUAAUUGUUAUUAAUUCUAGUAAGAAUAAAAAGAAAUAGAAGAAAGACAAGCAACAAGAUUUUCUAAUGUUAGCAAAAUUUCAUAUAAAAUUAUAAUCUUUAGUGUUGUUACAUUGAUUUUGAUGACUUUAACAAAUAUUGUUUAAGCUCGUUAAUUGAAGAAUUUCUUUAAAUAAAAAAAGCUUAUCUGA
Messenger RNA from Paramecium primaurelia, 651 nucleotides. NCBI's taxonomy places the organism in Eukaryota, Ciliophora, Oligohymenophorea, Peniculida, Parameciidae. The record is from the annotation of a GenBank genome assembly.